This is a messenger RNA of Manis pentadactyla (Chinese pangolin), 692 nucleotides long. It is a transcript of the gene BORCS7, whose product is annotated as BLOC-1 related complex subunit 7. The transcript has 5 exons. Gene Ontology annotation, cellular component: BORC complex. The record is from RefSeq and is a predicted model, not a curated record. Bases 55 to 372 code for a protein of 105 amino acids. NCBI's taxonomy places the organism in Eukaryota, Metazoa, Chordata, Mammalia, Pholidota, Manidae.
UUGGCCCCGGCGCCUCGCCGUCGCCCUGUGCGGAGGCGUUCACUACUUGAGGUGAUGGCGACUGGGACGCCAGAUUCGCAAGCGCGAUUCGGUCAGUCCGUGAAGGGGCUUCUCACGGAGAAGGUGAACACCUGUGGUACCGACGUGAUCGCGCUCACCAAGCAGGUGUUGAAGGGCUCCCGGAGCUCCGAGCUGUUGGGCCAAGCAGCUCGAAACAUGGUACUGCAGGAAGAUGCCAUCUUGCACUCAGAAGAUAGCUUAAGGAAAAUGGCAAUAAUAACAACACAUCUUCAAUACCAGCAAGAAGCUAUUCAGAAGAAUGUUGAGCAGUCUUCAGAUCUGCAGGCCCAGCUGAACCAUCUGUUGAAAUAGAAUGGCUUACAAGAAGACAUAAGCACUUCUGUGCCUGACACUGAGGAGGAAGUAUUUUGCUUGACCCUUGUGCUAUAGGUUUGAUUUUUCCAUUUUCCUCUCUAAAAGUAGUUGGAAAGAUUUGAAUGAAGUACAGUUUAUCCUGACAUAAAGCUAGGUGGCUGAAUUCUGGAAGCAGUUCUUGAAGCAAACUAACCCAUAUUCUUAAUGACUCUUUAAGUUGCUCUGUUCAGUUUGAUGGUGAAGCAAAAUUAAAAGAUGUCUUAGUUUUUCCCAUAGAAACUUACUUAUUUUAAAAUAUAUUUUUAAUAUGUCAAAAA